AUGAAGGGAAGUUCAUAUCUGAUCAACUUGAUUGAAUAUUUCAUAGAAGUGACUAGGUGUAUAGAUGAGGACAAAGCUUUUAAUGCAAUCUACUCAGACUUCAGCAAGGCUCUUGAUAAGGUCCUGUACGGGAGACUGAUAGCAAAGAGCUCAGUUGUGGAGGCAGCAGCAAUGAUGGAGCAUGGCAGCGGCUGUCAGCAAGCCCAGAUGGCAGUCAGCACCAAAGUGGUAAUCGGAGGCAAAGUGGCUGGUGCGCAAAGCAGUAGUCAUGCGACUAGAAAUCACCAGUUGUCACCGUCUCCUCCAAUCUGCAUAUUGACCACGCCCAGCACUUUUGUCACCGGCGGACUACAGAUCCCAGAAAGCUUUGCGGCCGUUGACAUCACUGUUCGGAGUUUGUCAUUGCUGAAACGGUCGGAGUCGGCUCUAAGAUAUGAUGUAAAGAAAAUGAUGUCUGGUGUAGAAAUUAGUACUGGGCCUUCAGAACUUGAAGGGGAAAUGAGUGGUCCCUGUUCAAAAAGACAAAAAACGGAGAGUGUUGCUGAAGAAGGUGAAUGUGAUUCCACUGAAUUUCCCGAGAAAGAAAAAACAAAUGGUGCUGAGCCGCAAAAAGAAACUGAAUUCUGUGCCCCACAUGCCGAUUCAAGCUCUCUGAGAGAAAACAUUGCGAGUGAGUCUUCAGUUUUGAAACUCGAAGAGGACAAUGGGCACCAUAAUAAAAAUGGUAUUGCUGUGCCUGAAAGCAAUGCUGACCUUGAAAAUGAAUUAAGCCUGUUUUAUAAAGAAUUGGAGAAAAUUGAAAAUGAGACUGAUUUGCUUCUUAAUGAAUGUGUAGAUGAUUUACGAAGUUCAGAAAAAAGUCAAGAAAACACGACAGUGGAUAAACGUGAAGGAAAUAAAACUGGGAAGAUAUGCAAAAAGACUACAAAUGGGAAACAUAAGGCUCAAGAUGAAUGUGACCCAUGUACUGGUAGAUCACAAAUUCCAACUUCUGAACACUUAGGUGAUGCACGUUGGCAUAAUAUCUUGUCUCCUGCAAGGCCUCAGUGGAAUCAGCCACAGCCCUUUAUUGGUCCACAAAGACCACGUCUGCUGAGUUUCAGUAUCCCAUUUGCUUAUCAAAGAUACAGUGGCCCAACACAGGAGCCAGUGCCUUUUCCUAAUAACAAACCACAUUUAACUAACAAGUUUGGCAGUAACUGCAACAGUACUGCACCAUUCCAAGCUAGAGAUGAGUGUUGUAGUAUUUGGCCAUUCCCCAGUACUAACAAUGCAGUGCAACCUGGGCAUAAUUAUUUUCAUGAUUAUUAUCCACGUGAAAAUAUGGAGCGUCAAUCCGAUCUACUGGAGCUAAGUAUAAAUAACUUGUGUCAGUGGCAUCAGAAAACAGAACAGUGGCAUUUAAAACCAGGAAUUGGAGAUAAAGUUCUCAUAUUUAUGCGUGGUCCACCAGGCUGUGGAAAAUCCACUCUUUCACGGUAACUGAACAGUUUGGGGAUGUAAUCAAGAUACAGAGAAGCUUUCAGGUCUCCACCAGAUUCGGAGCUCUUUCUGUUUUCUACAGUAAAAAGCAGUUUAAGCUGGAAGAAAACCAGUUUAUCUUUGCUUCAUCAUCAGUUGCUGUGACUUUUAUCAGUGAAUCAGCC
Molecule: messenger RNA, 1646 nt
Organism: Rhincodon typus (whale shark)
Lineage: Eukaryota; Metazoa; Chordata; Chondrichthyes; Orectolobiformes; Rhincodontidae
Product: NEDD4-binding protein 2-like 2
Exons: 5
Coding region: 1-1482 (493 amino acids)
Source: RefSeq, a predicted model, not a curated record